Molecule: messenger RNA, 480 nt
Organism: Suillus bovinus
Lineage: Eukaryota; Fungi; Basidiomycota; Agaricomycetes; Boletales; Suillaceae
Exons: 4
Coding region: 1-480 (159 amino acids)
Source: RefSeq, a predicted model, not a curated record
AUGCACAGCAAGGCAGGGACUGAACCUAGGAUGCCUGGCCCACCCUCUCAGAAACAUUUGCGACAAUGCAUUCAUGUUGGAAGCAAUGUCACGCUAAAGCUGGAGGACUCUGAUGUAGAAAAUUCAGAGAUGGGUGCUGAUUGCAUGCAAUUCCAUCAAAACAUUCAAUUACUUCAUAGAGGAAUGCAGACUACUGGUGAGAUCAAGGACGGACAAUUGAUGAUCGAAGUGGAAUCUGAACUGCGCCAAGUCAAGGAGCAACUGAGAGAUGCCGAAAAUAAUAUUGCAUACCUUUCGGAUAGGGUGUUGACAUACAGGUAUAGAUGGCUUGAGGAAUACUACCGUGCCGAGAACCUGGAUCACCAUAUGCCUCUUGACAUCUGCGUGCCUGACCUUCCUCAGGUUACAUAUGGUGCUCCCUCUCCCAGCAUCUCUUCAGAUAUUUUGAAGUGGGAUGAAGCAGAUGCAGGCUCAGAAUAG